This is a messenger RNA of Suillus paluster, 848 nucleotides long. RefSeq names its product histone-fold-containing protein. The transcript is spliced from 4 exons. Gene Ontology annotation, biological process: nucleosome assembly. Bases 77 to 388 code for a protein of 103 amino acids. NCBI's taxonomy places the organism in Eukaryota, Fungi, Basidiomycota, Agaricomycetes, Boletales, Suillaceae. The record is from RefSeq and is a predicted model, not a curated record. Gene Ontology annotation, cellular component: nucleosome. Gene Ontology annotation, molecular function: structural constituent of chromatin; protein heterodimerization activity; DNA binding.
GGCUCCCAUAUCUCCUGCCUCACCGUCGCAACACAACAAAGUCACGCACUUUACACUUCACUUUUAACACAAUACAAUGUCUGGCCGUGGAAAGGGCGGAAAGGGUCUUGGAAAGGGCGGAGCCAAGCGUCAUCGCAAGAUUCUUCGUGACAACAUUCAGGGCAUAACCAAGCCCGCCAUUCGUCGUCUUGCCCGUCGUGGCGGUGUCAAGCGUAUCUCUGGUCUUAUCUACGAGGAGACCCGUGGUGUCCUUAAGAUCUUCCUUGAAAAUGUCAUCCGUGAUUCGGUAACAUACACUGAGCACGCAAAGCGGAAAACUGUCACUGCUCUUGACGUCGUCUACGCUCUGAAGCGCUCAGGGCGUACUCUGUACGGUUUCGGUGCAUAGAUGUUUUGGGAUUUCGCUGCAGCUUGUUGUAUUGUAUAUGUAUCAUUAUAAUCAUUUUCCGGAUUGCACUAUGGAUCUUCGUCCUAUAACUGGUCGGCAAACAAUUCAAUCUUUGUUCCAACUCUACGACAUAGGGUAACUACACCAAUGUUACUGUCAGACGGAUGCAUAUAUGUUCUACAAACUAAGGUAUCAUGCACAAGGUAUAUCUGGUAACAUGGUAGAGUGGUGCGUGCACUCGAAAGGUGUAGGCUCGUAGGUGGACAUUAUUCUCAGCGAAUCCGAGAUGACAGCAGUGCCUUGAACCAUGUCCGAAACACAAAUUCACCCUCCAGUACGGGUUCAGGGUCCUCCACGUAAGACAUGGCGAUCGCACUAAGGCAAGACCGCGCAAUCUUCCAGUUGGAUUGGUGUAAUCAAGAGACUUAUAUUCUGUUUUCCUUGCGCCUCAGAGUGGCCU